UCUUCACUUGUACAAUGAAGCAGAAAUCACAUAACAUGAAAGUGAAUGUUUCAUAACUGAUGUUCUCGUAUCUCUGUUGGCAUUAUGCAGUAGUAGUUUUUUUUUCAAUUUGUCCUACUUAGAGUGAGAAUAUCACAGUCAAGUGACAACCCUGGAAAUCAGCUAUGUGUCUAUGGCAACCAUGGGUAUCCACUGUUAUUUUGAAAUGCCAUUGAAUAAUUGAUUUGCCGACUGUGACACUGACUCUGUUGUGCUUGUGAUUUGCGGAGGAGUGUGUUAAAAAGAGAAUUUUGCCCUAUAGAUGUUUAUAUAUGUGUGCUGCACACUUUUACAUAGUUACACACCAGUUAUACACAAACACACACACAGAGUGCAGGUAUGCUUUAUAUGGUGACCGUGUCCUUGCUUUGUCACUGUAAUCUUAUUUUCUUCCAACCAGGGGACCUGUUGCUAUGUGAUGCGCUCCACUGUAGCCCUCACACUGUCAGAUUACACGCAUACAGUGUGGUAACUGGAUGAUUUUCAUCCAUCAUGCCUUUCAAGUCCAAUUCUGCUCUAUCACGUUUCAAUAUUCAUUCACUUAUUGAUCCAAAUUUGCAUUAAUCAAUCUUCAAAUGUCCUUCUUAGUGACUAAUGAGUUGAAUUUGUGUGUUUGUUUGUGUGUGUGAGAGAGGGUUGGACUGGCAUCAAAUGAGAAAAAAUGAUCUGAUCCAUUGGCUGCUUGUUGAUUUUAAUAGAAAUGUGACCCCAGAUCAUUCUAGCAUUUCUUAAACGACAACUUUGCAUGUGUCGGAGUCUCUAUGCAUUGUUGAUGUCUGUGUGAGUGAUCAAGGAAAUCCUUAACAUUGUGUGUGCAAGGAUCUAUUUAUACGCUGAGGGCUGAGAUCAUUUCACAAGGUGGGUACAUUGCAUACCAGUUUUCCAUUAUGUGGGAAACAGAAACAUUACAACUCAUGCUCUAAGCUCAGGUACUGUGUUAUGGAAUUGCCAUGUAACUUUCCUGAUUUAGCUGAUAUGUACCACUUUGUUGGCUGUUUGAUUGAAUAUGUGUCUUCAUGAUCUCAAGACAGCUGCUGGAAUGCAUCAUUAGGUUUCGUCUCUGUGAGGUUACACAGUGUGAAGAGGAAGGGCAGGUACAGUCUGGCCAUCAUGUCCCCUGAAGCACCCACCUUUUUGGACUGUGCCCUUCAUAAAAUCCAGCUCUUGAUUUUGGGCAAGUCCUUCAUUCAUGGGACAUCAUCACACAUGGUUACUCUACUGACAGCAUAAUGUCAACAUAUCCCAAACCAGCUUGGUUUUCCUCAUAACUAAAAUAUACCUGGUCAUACAUAUGCUGCAAGUAGUCUUUUUGCUUUUGGCAUUUUCAGGACCGGAUUAACCUACUAGUGGGUCCUGGGGCAAAAAAUGAUCUGUGGGCCCCUGUUGAGUCCCUCAUGUUGUUCAACUUAGUUUGAUUAAAAGUUGAUUAAAUGCUCAUUUAUUUAAGAAUAUACAACAGGCAAGAAUAAUAUCAACUGGGAUAUCAAAGGUAUUAAAACUAGAUUAUUUUGACACAUUGUCCCUUUACAAGACCUCAAAAUGCAAUAGUUGCCUCAAGGCCCUUGAUCAGUUAACCAAAUCACCAACAGCUAAUUGCCACAAGGUCAACCUAGGAUCUUUGGGGCCCCUGCAGAUCUGGGACCCUGUGGCAGUUGGCUGUUUUGCCUGGUUAGUAAUUCAGUUUGGGGGAUUUUUACUCUAAUUAGUUUUGGAAACCUAAAAAGUGGGAUAAAGGUUUACUACCUCAACACACAUUAUUUCCACACACACACACAUUUGUGACAUUGUGUGUGUGUGUGUAUGUGAGAGAAAGUCUGUUUAUGUAUGCAUGUGCACUGGUAAUUUUGGCCCAUUUGUCUGUGUCAAAACUAGCUCAGCAAAGUGAAACAGAGAGGGAGAGCUCGGGGUUAGUAAGGCUAUCACUGUAUCAGCUAAAGCUGCAUGUGUGUGAGAAAGAAAGUGUGUGAAUGUGUGCAGUUGUGUGUGUGUGUGUGUGUGUGUGUGCCUAUGCUCUUUUAAUGGUCCACUAAUCCCAAAUGCAUUUGGCUGGCAAAUGAAUCCAAGCCUUGUCAUAGCCAAGCUCUAAAACCCCCUUCCAUCCCAUAACCCCCUCUCCCUCUAGCUCUCAUUCUUCCUUUCUACCAGUAUCUAUCUCCAGAUGGUAUCUUGGAGGUAGGUGUGAUAUCGAGAGAGAGAGAGAGAGAGAGAGAGAGAGAGGUGGAUGACCUGUGAUGCGAACAGAGCCUCCUCAUUGGAGCGCGUGGCGCGGCGGAGAGAGAGGACAGGGGGUUUAUUUGUUGCCAUAGUGAAAAAGUAGAUUACCCACCGCCAGCAUGAUGCUCUGAUGGACGCUGAGGGAUGCUGUGUUUCUCCAGGAGCAUUCACCUGUCCUGCAAGCAAAGGUUGCACUGCUGCACCUGUCUCAGCUGUUGCAGUGAUGGUCCCAUCUUGAAAUCCGAAGGAAAAAAAGACCAGUCAGAAGAAAGGAAUAAAUUGAAAUCUUCCAUUUUCAAAAACUCCUCUGUGCUACAAGCUCUUGCCAUGGCCAGGAAAAGUGUUUCUUGGACAAGUAGGUUCCUGUGACGGCUCUACACAACACAUUUGAGAUCUGCUUCUCCUUUGUUACCUUAACGGACCAAGAUGAUUCUUUGGCUGCUGCUAAUUCUUUCCAUUUGGGUGACGUCUGAUCAAGCUGACUCUGCUCAGUCCAACGAACGGCGAGUUGUAGCACACAUACCUGGUGACAUCAUCAUUGGAGCGUUGUUCUCCGUCCAUCAUCAGCCUCCUGCUGACAAGGUACAUGAGCGCAAGUGUGGCGCGGUGCGAGAGCAGUAUGGCAUCCAGAGGGUGGAAGCCAUGAUGUACACACUGGACCGCAUCAACGCUGACCCGCACAUCCUUCCCAACAUCAGCCUGGGCUGUGAGAUCCGGGACUCCUGUUGGCACUCAUCUGUGGCUCUGGAGCAGAGCAUCGAGUUCAUACGGGAUUCGCUGGUCUCCUCUGAUGAGACUGAGGAGUGGGGUGGAGGAGGUUCCUGGGGAGGGGGAGGGGGAGGAGGUGGAGGUGGAGGUGCGACAAUGAAGUGUGCAGACCCCUCUGCCACCCCAAUGCGGGGGAAGAAACCCAUUGUGGGUUUAAUUGGACCGGGGUCAAGCUCAGUGGCCAUCCAGGUCCAGAACCUUCUACAGCUGUUCAACAUACCACAGAUUGCCUACUCUGCCACCAGUAUGGACCUCAGCGAUAAGAGCCUUUAUAAGUACUUUAUGCGGGUGGUGCCUUCAGAUGCCCAGCAGGCAAGAGCGAUGGUGGACAUUGUCAAGAGAUACAACUGGAGCUACGUGUCUGCUAUACACACUGAAGGCAACUACGGUGAAAGUGGGAUGGAAGCAUUCAAGGACAUGGCAGCCAAGGAGGGCAUCUGUAUCGCCCACUCUGGCAAAAUCUGGAGCAAUGCUGGAGAGCAGAGCUUUGACCGGCUGCUGGAGAGACUGAGGGCCCACCUGCCCAAGGCCAGGGUGGUGGCAUGUUUCUGUGAAGGCAUGACUGUCCGCAACAUCCUCAUGGCCAUGAGACGCCAGGGACUGGUAGGAGAGUUCCUACUCAUCGGCAGUGAUGGAUGGGCGGACCGGUAUGAUGUAACAGAUGGCUUUGUUAGGGAAGCGGCCGGAGGUAUUACCAUCAAGCUCCAAUCAGCUGAUGUUAAGUGGUUUGAUGAGUACUACCUUAAACUUCGGCCUGAAAACAACCUCAGGAACCCCUGGUUUCCCGAGUUCUGGCAGCAUCGUUUCCACUGUCGACUUAAAGGCCACCCACAGGAGAACAGCAAAUACAACCGCACUUGUAGCAAGCGAGAGUCGCUUCGGCAGCAGUAUGCACAGGACACUAAGAUGGGGUUUGUCAUUAAUGCCAUCUACUCGAUGGCAUAUGGCCUGCAUAACAUGCAACGGGCUCUCUGCCCAGGCUAUCAGGGCCUGUGUGAUGCCAUGCGACCUAUAGAUGGUGCUACACUGCUGGACUUCCUGAUGAAAACCAACUUUACAGGCGUGUCAGGGGAGGGAAUCUUAUUUGAUGCUAAUGGAGACUCACCUGGCAGGUAUGAAAUAAUGAACUUCAAAAAGAUGGGGAAGGACUACUAUGACUACAUUAAUGUUGGGAGUUGGGACAACAGAGGCUUGAAGAUAGAUGAUGAUGAAAUCUGGCCCAACAAAGACGCCAUGAUCAAGUCAGUCUGCAGUGAACCCUGUGACAAAGGACAGAUUAAGGUGAUCCGUAAAGGUGAGGUGAGCUGCUGCUGGACGUGCACUCCCUGUAAAGAAAAUGAGUUUGUGUUCGACGAGUACACCUGCCGAGCCUGUGAACUGGGCUCCUGGCCUACUGAUGACCUCACAGGCUGUGACGCAAUCCCAGUGGAGUACCUGCGGUGGGGAGACCCUGAACCCAUUGCUGCUGUGGUCUUUGCCUGCCUCGGUCAAAUGGCCACAUUCUUUGUCACCGCAGUCUUCAUCAGGUUUCGGGACACCCCAGUAGUGAAAUCUUCCAGUCGGGAGCUGUGCUACAUAAUUCUGGCAGGGAUCUGCCUGGGUUACCUGUGUACCUUCAGCCUCAUAGCCAAGCCCCAUGUCAUCCACUGCUACCUCCAACGACUGGGAAUAGGCCUGUCACCUGCCAUGAGCUACUCUGCUCUUGUCACCAAGACAAACCGCAUCGCUCGGAUCCUGGCAGGCAGCAAGAAAAAGAUCUGUACAAAGAAACCUCGCUUCAUGUCUGCCUGCGCUCAGCUCAUCAUUGCCUUCCUCCUCAUUCUGCUGCAGCUGGGCAUCAUCGUGGCUCUCUUCCUCAUGGAGCCACCUGAGGUGAUCCAUGACUACCCCAGCAUCCGCCAGGUCAACCUCAUUUGCAACACCACUAACCUGGCUGUGGUUGCCCCGCUGGGAUACAAUGGCCUGCUCAUCCUUAGCUGCACCUUCUAUGCCUUCAAGGCAGAAUCCACAGAACGAUUCAACAACAAUAAAGAAAUGAAUAUUUGCUUACACUUUCUCUCUGACUCUAUCUCUCUCUCCAAGACCCGCAACGUCCCAGCUAAUUUCAAUGAGGCUAAGUACAUUGCCUUUACCAUGUACACCACCUGUAUUAUCUGGCUGGCCUUUGUACCCAUCUACUUUGGUUCCAACUACAAAAUUAUCACCAUGUGCUUCAGUGUCAGCCUCAGUGCCACUGUGGCUCUGUGCUGCAUGUUCGUACCCAAGGUGUACAUCAUUCUAGCCAAACCAGAGCGUAACGUGCGCAGUGCCUUUACCACUAGCACAGUGGUGCGCAUGCACGUGGGCGAUGGCAAAUCGUCCUCAGCCGCCAGCCGUUCUUCUAGUCUGGUUAACCUGUGGAAACGCAGAGGCUCUACUGGAGAGACACUCAGCUCCAAUGGAAAAUCAGUGUCUUGGGCCCAGACGGAGCGCAGCGGUUCACGUGGCAACCACCUGUGGCAGCGGCUGUCCUUCCACAUCAAGAAGAAGGAGAACAAUCAGACUGCCGUCAUCAAGCCCUUCUCCAAAACGUCUGAGGAACGUUACUGUGGAGGGGGGGACCUGCCCCCGCAUGUCCCUCUGCCCUCCCUCCCCUCCAUGUCCUCCCUGCCCAGUCAUCCUGACUCUGUCACAGAUAAGACCCUGUACGAGCUCUCUGAAGCAGAGGAGCGCUACUCCAUCACAUACCGGCCGCAGACGCCCUCACCAAUCAGCACGGUCAGCCAGAGGCUAGGGGCGGGUUUUGGGGAGGAGCCUCAGAUGACUGGUAUUCCACAGUACCCGAGCAGCAUUUGCAGCGGCGGCAGCAGUAGCAGUUGUGGCCCUUCCAGCAGCGGCUCUGUCGUCGCUGGGAGUGACGGCCGUUUGAUUGCUGUGGACGACCGUCCAGGAGAGCCCCAGAGUUCACUGAUGGAUCAGAUCAGCUGUGUGGUGAAUCGCUUCACCGCCAACAUCACCGAGCUCAACAGCAUGAUGUUGUCACCCUCUCCGACGCACUCACACACGCACAAACACACGCCUCCUUCUCCUCACCCCACCGACCCGUAUUUGUUACCCCGUGAAAUCCAGAUGCCCCCAACCCUCACCACCUACGCCGACGUCCAGCCCCUCCCACCAGUCGAGUCCAGCCGGGGGGGCUGUCUCGCACACCCUAUUCCUCAUUCACCUUACCCCCUGCCCCCUCCUCACCCCCAGACCUCCCCCUCCCUCUCCCCCAUACGAGGAGGCCUGAUCACCUGCCUCACUGACUCACCUCUGAGGAGGGCGGAGUUGGAAGAGGAGCUUAUUGCUUUGACUCCGCCGUCACCUUUCCGCGAUUCCCUGGCAUCUAGUAGUGGCUCACCUAUCUCAGAGACAAGUCUGUGUCUCCCCCCAGUCCCCUCCCAUCCUCCCCCCUCUCCCCCUUCGCCCAGGUACAGCAGACUGACACUCAGAAACUACAGCCAGAGUUCAUCCUCACUGUGAGGCAGAGAUGACAAGUAAAGAAAAAGUGAAGAGAUAGUGAAGAGCACUCAAAAACAACGGUUAACAUGUGAAAAGAGUAUGGGAGGAUGGAAAUACUGAAAUCCAUUCGUCCCUACGUGGAGUAAAAACCUGAAGUAAAGGAGUCGUGGAGGACUGUUUGGUGAAGACACCAAGCUGCGACAGACGGCUGUGUUUGUGUUUACAUGUUUGCAGUGAGAUGCAAGUAUAACAAGCUUGCCCACGUUGUAUUUUCUUAGUGCUGUUUGUCUCAAGUGGGACGUUAAGAACUGCAAAAAUGGCCACUAUAACGCAAGUGGUGCAGUGUUUUGGUGUCUGUAAAGCCAGAAAUCAUUCUCGAAGGUCCAGAGCUAUGUGCAUUUAGGUUUGGGUAGUGGCCUUAAGGUAACAUGGCUAUCAACUAAUUAGAGAUUGUGAAUGUGUGUGUUUGUGUGCAUGAGUAUGUUUUUUCUGUAUCUUAGUUAAUGAGCGGUAAUGGCAACAUGACAGCAGUAUUGAUGUGGUAGGACUCCUAAAGCCUGUACGGACUAAACACUAAACAGAGGAUAUCAAGGGCAUAUUUAUAUAUAAUAUGGUGUGUGUGUAUGUAUAGUACACACACACACAGUUACACACACAAACACAUAGUUGUGAGCACACAGACAAAUACAAUGUAAGGGAAAAACACUGUAAAUAUAUGAGAGGUUAUGGAUUUCUUUUUUCUUUGGUAAUCAAAUCCAACAUGCUUCUGACAAAUGUGCAUUGUGUUAACACACCAGUCUGUAUGUUACUCUGAAGAACUUUAACACAAAAGCAUCUUUUUAUUCAUUCAGCUCUCUGAUCUGUUCCCUCCGCAUAGCUUUCUUUUCCUCAGUCCCUCUUUCUCUUGAUGCUUUCUUUUAUCCUGCCAGUAUUUCAGUAUUUUCUACUCUUCCAGUUUGUUUUCUUCAGAAGUUUGAAUGUAUAUUUUCUACACGAUUCCUGAAGUAGUUGGGACCAAACCUUUUGUACCUCUCUGUCUGUGACUUGAGAAAGAGGGAGAGGAGGGAUUGACAAGACCAGGCCUUGUUUUACCAUAAAUAUCUUAGUCAUUAAAUGUUGUUCAGGUGGAUUAUUGGCAGAAAUCCGACCUCAAAGCUAUUUCUAGUGUGUGAUAUUUAACAGAGCAUUGUGUAAGGCUUAACUGGAUCCCAGUCAUGACAUUUUCUCUAUACAAUGUGUCAGCCGGACACAAGUCUCUCACUCUGUUUCAUCCAAGACAGUGCUUUGAAUGGGAUUAAUUAGAAUCACAAUCAUCUCUUGGUUCGUGGGCACAGAUUGAUAGAUUCAAGCUGGGAGAGAGCCUCCUCCUCCUCAGCUUCUGCCAGGGUCAUCUGUUGCACAGGUGCUAAGACCUUUUUGAACUUCUCCACUCUGUUUUGCCAAAGAGGGGCAGAACAACAAAAGAGGUUCAUAUUGAAUGGACGGACAUAAGAGUGGUCUCAAUCUUCUAAUCUAAAGCAAGUGAAUCAGUAAAUUGCUAAAAUGUCAAUCUAUUGCUUUAAAGUGAGGUCUCAUGAAACUAAUCCCAAAUGUCAUGACAAAUGUUGCGAGUGAACGUAAUCCAGGUGGUAAUUACAUUUUCUCUAAAAGGUAUUUGGCAAUAGUAGUAUAUCAUUGCUUUUUGUAGAUUAUAAAGGUCAAAUUACAAUAUGUUCAUGUAUCUUAAUAUUCCAAUCACAAAUGUCUGUGUAGAUGCGUAAACAGAACAAAAAAAACCCUAAAAUAUCUAAUUUGGCCUAAAAACGUAUGCCGUUAAAUAUAAUAUUGUACUUAUAGUGUGCCAACACUGUAAGUACCCAUGCAUACUCACAGAAUUAGUGAGUUCCCAGAGUAAUACUGAGAUAUAAAAUGUGCCGAUGAAUGCAUUCACUGAGAUGCUUUUGAGAAAUGGGGCCUUGGCUUUGUGUCAGCUGUUAGGAAAACAGUCAGUAAAGUAAAGAGAAAAAAAAACAAGAGUCAGAAGGUUGUGAUACACAAACAUUUUUAGACAUUUUUAAAUGAGGAAUGUUAUCUGCAGCAAAGACAUGGAUUGGUUUAUCUGACUUAAUUAAAGAUAAUUGGGCUGUUGGUAUCACAACAAAUAUCAGUACUUCAAAAUGUUGUUGUUGUGCAUUAGUGUCCAUCACGAUCUCCAUAUUUUCCGCAGCAUAUGCAUUCGUCUGCUGUGACAGCUGACUGAUGCAGAUGCGGUCCAUGGUCUGAUUUCUCCUCGUGAGUGUAGUAUUUCUGCUCUACAGUAGCCAGCAAGAACAAACUCAGACAGUGAUUCUGUAAAUAAUAAGGGCAUGCAAAGACCGUUCUGUUUUGUUUCAAAAAGAAAGUAAAUUUAAUUACAUAUCAACAAAGGUGAAAAACAGAAAAAAAGAGAUGUUUUUGAACUAUGUUAUAACAUCAUACAGUACCAAUAUGUAUUACGACUACAGAAACUGUGUUACUACUCUGAAUGUGUGAGUGACCAUUCCUAUUCAAAUGUCUUGUAAUUCAACAAUAUAAUAAUAAUUGAUAUGAAUAUGAUUAUUGUGCCAAAGGGGUUAGGGAGGGUCUAGCUUACUAGCUCGUGGGUAAAUAAGUGGUUUCAUAAAAAAAUGUAAAUGUAAGACAGUUUCUAUUGUUUUGGAUAUUUUCUAUAUAAAUAUUCCACAUUUUCCAGUGUAAAAGCAAUAUUAUCCAUACAUAUACAAGGUGCACAUCUGGGGGUUUUCUUAAAUCAUAAACAAUGUUUUAAAUUGCUGUUCUUUUUCAUACUUCUGUAAUCUCUGGUGGAGAAUUCAACAAGGAAGAUGGUGGGUAGACAAGUUUCUUUGCAUUUUCUUCUUUAUGUAAAGAGAGGGAUGCACUUAGUAAUUUCUUGUCACAAUGAAGGUGUGAUUCCUUAUUUUUGCAGUGUUAUCUUCUCACUUGUUUCACUGUUUUCCACUGUGUAUUUCUGGUUCAGUCUCUGAUCUCCACUGAUGACAUAGCUGCAGUGUGAGGUAGCUAAGGAAAUGAUUUGUGUGUGCCAUUAAUUGUUUUUUUGCUGUUUUUUCAAGAAGCGUGCCAGUUAAUUAAGAUACAAACCUGGUCUGGUGUAGCUACAGUAUGUCUCUACAACUCAGAGCAAGACAAUACACUUCUUCUUAGGUCUUAAGUGGGUACACACAAUCAACAUCUGAGAUAAUUGUACAAAGACUUUUGCUUAUGAUAGGGAUAGAAAUUGACACAGAAAAAAAAGCAUGAAACAAGAACUGUUGUCAUAAAUGUUGACAUAAUUGGUUCCUGUCUCAAAGUGCUGUCUGUGCAUUAUUACCUCUACAUCUACUCAUCUAAUUUUAACAAUCUGGGCCCUGAACCAGUGCCACUGUUGAGAUGUUACUGGGGAGGAGCUGGUUUAUGUGCUGCUGUCACUGACAGUGUUUAAAACAUGCUGAGAGAGUAACAGGGAGCUUGCUUCAGCACUUCAGCUGCGUUGUGGGUGAGGCUCGACAGUUGUGUGCUACCUCUGCAGAAAAAGACAGGAUCAGCGCUUGCAUCUACUGCUAUCUUAUUCUCUUUAAGGGUUGUGUUCUGUGACAUCAUCUUAUGUUAAAAUGAAGGAGUCAUUAAAAAGGAUGUUGGUUGUUAAAAGUGCAGCAGGCUUGUUAUGAAAUUGCAGGAAAAGUUAAAUUAGCAGAGAAUCAUGUCCUCAUAUAUUUGGCAUAAAAAAAUACAACAUAAACUCACUGAGCCACAGGGAGAUACAAAUUGUAGCAUCUAUUGUAGCAUUUUGACAAAAUAAGAUUUCAGAUUGUAUUGUAUUUGGAUCCAAUCUCUUUAGUUGUCAGGGAAUUUUUACACCAGUUGAAUUUGGGACUUUCUAACAUUGUCCAUGACAAAAGUGUAGUAAUCUCCCUUGUAUGGAAAUGAAAGAAGUCGAGCUACAGUAGUCAUGCAGACAGGACAUUUUGUUGACAAACUGAGCUUUCUGCACUAAUACCAUUGCUCCACAUUCUAGCCCUGCUUCAAGGAUCACAAAAAGCUACCACUCUUAUUAAUCUGGGGUGAUCUCAGUUAUAGAUAUUUUCCCCUUGUAUUUUAGCCAAAACAGGAGUAAAAUCUUAUGCUCGCCAGUAAGAGGAUCUCCUGAUGAUGUCUACCCAAAAUACUGUUGGCUGACUUAUUUUUGUAAAUGCACUCUAAAGAAUUGGAUUGAUAAUCCCUGCGCUCAAAAAUACUUUUAAUCCAGACAUGCUCAUCUGCUGAUCAGAAGGAAAGAAGACACAAGGUCAUUUAUUUUAUACCUAUUUGAAUGAAAAUUUCAAACCAGCCCACCGGUUGUCUUGUCUCUCGAUCCUUAAACCCUGGCUCAGAGCCAAAUACACGUAAUCAUGGGGCUGUUUCCCUCUAGUGUUAUUUAUAACUGCAUUUUAAACAAGCCUGGGUUUCAGGGUGCAAUAUCAUUUAGUUUUGGAUUGCAGAAAUCAGCAUCUGUAGGCAGAUUGGUGAUGUACUAAUGUAGGAGUAGAAGGACCUAGGAGUAUCACAAAAACCUUUUAAUUUAGGGCUUUAUCAAUCUGACUGGUAGUGCUGUGUGACGGAACAACCUCUCCCACUGCCCUGCCUGAUCAUUUGUUUGAUUUGAUACAGAAAACAGAACUAUGUUUACUGUGUAAACACCGCAUAGACAUAUGGUUGUAUAUGCCGUCAUGGCAGGCGGGGAGAAGUUUGUUUUGUCAGCCCACUGUCACAGACUCUCACAUAAUUAUUAUUAUUACUGUAAAUAAUGUGUCAUGAUGAACACGUUUUGUGAGUGCAAUUUGGUAGAUAUCACAAAUAGUUUCUUACCUUUUUAACAGUGUUAUUGAAAUGAGUAAAUCACAAGAUGUUUAUGUGAGGUAACAACAAAAGUGUUGAGUAUUGCGUAGGGCUGGGUAUUGGAAUUCUUGUAAAUGUUGAGGCUGAGAUCAACCCGCCCCACUUCCCUCUCUCUGCCAAGCAGGAAAUCCCUUCACAUUGAUGUUAAUUCUGUUCUUUUUUUAUUUCUUUUUCUUGCGCACUAAUCAAAAGAAACCGAUAGGGAUGAGUAUCGUUAGGAUUUUAUCCAUACUGCUUAAGAGUAAAUGCAAUUUUGUUAAAAAUGGGUUAUUUAAGAGUUGAUUUUUUUUUUCUCCACCAAAGCAAUAAAGCUGGAAAAAUCCAAAAGAAGUAUCGUUAGAAACCAGUAUUGACAAUUGUGGAAGGAUACCCAGCCCUACUGUUGAGAAUGGCACAGUCUUUAUCAGACUGAAACUAUUUACUAAUCAAAUGAUACACUUCAUGUGCAGACAGAGGGAAAAUGCACUCUUUAGACAGUACCUGCAAUUUUAGCAUAAACUAGGCAUUUAGACUCUGUACAGAGCAUUGUAAGAUGUUUGCAUAUCUGUGAAUCUGUAUUGAAUUCCUGGGGGAUUGGAUGAAUCCACAUUAACUGCAGCCGGUUUAAUGAAACCCAUGGCCCGGGGAGGGGGGGGGGGGGCAACUACAUGUCUUAAAAGUCAACAACAGUAUUUUUGUAAGUUUGUCUAAAGCUGCUGAUUUGAAUGUUGCUUUUUAAACCUUAGUAAAGAGCAUGUGUUUUUUAAUAUGGGAUUGUUUCUUCAGCCAAUAGAGUUAAAUUAUAUUUUAGGUAGUCGGUGUAGGUUAUAUAGUGCAGAGGAGAUGGAGUUGCAUAAUAAGAAAUUAGCUUCUGUAUUAUAUUGAUUAGAAGUAAGAGAGGAGUUUGUGUAUGUAUUUAUUUGGCUUCAGGAUUUAUGAGGAAGUGGAAUAACAUAUUAAGCAGGUCUGUGCGUGUCUGUAGGUCAUUAUUGUUUUGCAUACAGAGCAGGCAAGUUGAAGAAUUUACAGUAUUGUGUAUUGAUGGUUUGUGAAAUAUAUUUAGUUAAACUCAUCCCAUAUUUCUAUUUAUAAGAGAAUUAAACCAAACUGAGCUGUGAUAUUACACCAUACAACACAGAGGUAUCAUUGCAGGGUAUGAUGGGGAUCAAAGAAACACCAAUGUGGGUGAUUUAUUUCAAAAGUCAGAAAAUAUGGUUUUAUGAUCUGUGCUUUUUAUAUUCUUCAUAGACCACCUUGUUUGGAUUACUGCUGUGGACGCAAACACAAGCAAAAUCCCCAUUAAUACCCCGGGUUAAAAUUAUGAUGAGAUUCUAUUUUCAGUGUUUCAGUGUUUGACAGUAGAGUGUUAGAGGUAUCAAUAAGGAGAUGAAUGUUGCCUAGAAGUGAUGUUUACAUUCUGACUGAUCACUCGAGAUAAUCAAGAUUAUCAUGUUUAAUUACUGACUUUGGUUGUUUUGACAUUUUACAAGCUUGUAAGCAAACGUACAUGUUUUUGCGUUUUUUUCAGGAACAAUGAGGUGGAUGAUCUGAGCGGAGAACAAAUUUCACUUAUUCUCGACAAAGGCAGCUCAUCUGCAUAUAAAUGAAGUGUUGUGUUGUGUUCCAAUUCGUUUACAACCCAGAUUUAUCAAAACCUUAAUUCAACCGAGCUCAUUGGAGCGGCUAGUUUGGGCUUCAUUUUGAUAAAAUGAAAAUGAUGAUGGGUUACCAUAAACAGAAUUAAAGGGAAUGAGCUGAAUUCCCUAUACUGUGUGUGUGUGUAGAAUGUAAUUUUUUUUCUAUAUUCAUUUAUAUGUAUUUAUUUGCUCCAGACAUAAAAUUACUAUUACGGAAAUUAAAAUUUAUGAUAAAUGUAUUCUAGUUAUAUAUUUAAAAAAUAACAGCAAAAUUGGGCUUAUAUUGCAACGUAUACCCAGACUCCAGUGGUGUUUUAUCAGGGCGUAGUUAACAUAAGCUCCUCCACUCAGUGCCAACUUCCUCUCAUCUUUUGUAUUUCAAGUGCUACUGCAUUUUUUUUAGCGCGGGUGGAUUAACACUACAGAAAUAUAAAUAAACUGGAAUUAUUAUCUACAUGAGCAUCUGUGGUGGAUUAUUAUAUAUAUAUAUAUUAUAUUAUUAUUAUUAUUCAUAAACUGUUUUAACAAUGUUGGCUUAAAUUAAUCAUUUUCUAAAGGAAGCCUUGUAGUGUUUAUCCACCCUCAGGGAAAUUUGAUAGUGAAUUACUUUUAAUGAACAUGACUUUUAAAGCUUUGUUGUUUUGUUUUUGCUGAUUUUUAUGUUCAAUUAUACUGUUUUUGCCCACAAAUUAGCUUUGGACUUGCCUCAGACAUUACACAAUGAAAGAAUAUGGUUUACUCCCUGAAAGGGUUGAUAUCUAAAUAAAUAGCUUUCAGAUUGUGCUGGGUCACAUUGUCACUGACACUGGGGCCUCGUUCACAGGCUUUUUGGAGGCUCCCAAUAGACCUGGCAGUAAGAACAAGAACAGUUUUGGCCGAACAGAGUUCUUCUCAUCUCCCAAUUAAUGAAUCUUUAUCUCCUCACUCCAAAUUGGCCCACAGUGAUGCCUGCCAAUCUGUGGCCAUUGGGAACAGUAAAGAGAAAGGAGAGUGAGCAGUGCUAACAGGAUGCUCCCUGUACCAUUUUAAUAUAACUGCAGUGUUUUUGUUUAUCAGACGACACAAGGAAUGAGGAGUAUGGAGCUUUUUAGAGCAAAGGUUCACAUAUACAUCCUACGUAGAUGUGUUUUAUCUAACAUUGUAUGAUUAAAGUACUAGCCAAUAAAUCCACUUUUAUGAAAUUCCCAAAAAACAGAAAAAUGUGGCACAAUUGUGGGUACACCUAUCCAUAAAUAUGUUCAUAUUGUAGGUGAUCAAUGUUUUCAGAAGGGAUGAUAAAGGUUAGGAAAUUGGACCGUGCAUGCUUUUCAACCUGGACCCUAUUUUCCCAUGUUAGUGACUUAUGGGUCCAGGUUGAAAGAUACCGAAGUUUCCCUUUUCUUGAUAUUUCAUAUCAUUGCUGUCCUGUGCAUCCCAUUUGACAAUAAUAUGAUUCCUCUGUCCUUGCAGAGGAGCUGUUGAACAAAGAAGAGAUGCAAGGCAGGAAGUGCAGAUGCAUUAAUGGGAUCUGAGGAGAACCACAAGCCUCCAGAAGCCUGUGCAAAAGGAAACACAGGGAUCACUAGAAGUUAGACGAGCAUAAGGCAGCUCUAGUUCGCUGCACAUCCACAUACCAGGAAUUAACUGUGAUUUUGUAAAAGUUGGGUAAGGGGACAAAUUAAUUCAGUCUUUUGUUGAGUACUUUUCCUCUCUGCAGAAACACUGUGCUACUGCAGCACUUUGGCAUUAACAGGUGGAUUUUGAAAAGUCACCCUAGUUAGACUCGCUGCAGUCAAGCGCCCACCCACUGAGCACCAAGAGAGAGCUACAGUAGCCUUCUUAAAAUGGACACAAAAAAAGUCAUUCAUUAACUCUAAGUUGAUGACAUGGUUCUCUUCGUGUUUUUUCUCACUGGGAUGUAACGCAAACAAAGAAAGAGUUUUGCUUUUUGAUUUUCUUUUUUGCCAUUGAUACAUCAUUGUGUCAGUGUACUACAAAGUACCUUUGAAUCAUUAUUGAAAUCAUUAUUAAAAAAACUACGAUUGA
Siniperca chuatsi (mandarin fish) is the source of this 15035-nucleotide messenger RNA. RefSeq names its product glutamate receptor, metabotropic 5b (gene grm5b). Gene Ontology annotation, molecular function: adenylate cyclase inhibiting G protein-coupled glutamate receptor activity; G protein-coupled receptor activity involved in regulation of postsynaptic membrane potential. The transcript has 18 exons. The coding region runs from base 2680 to 6525 and encodes 1281 amino acids. The record is from RefSeq and is a predicted model, not a curated record. NCBI's taxonomy places the organism in Eukaryota, Metazoa, Chordata, Actinopteri, Centrarchiformes, Sinipercidae. Gene Ontology annotation, biological process: regulation of synaptic transmission, glutamatergic; G protein-coupled glutamate receptor signaling pathway; trans-synaptic signaling by endocannabinoid, modulating synaptic transmission. Gene Ontology annotation, cellular component: postsynaptic density membrane.